AUGGGAAUCCAGAUGAAUGUGCAAAAUCAAGGGAGUUUAGAGUACGUAGACGCUCUCGACUUCGUCAGAGAGAUAAUUACAAAGAGAAUAUUUGAAAGAGCUGUCAUUCCCAAUUUUCUAUUUUAUGUGAGUGCUGAAGGAAGAAAAUUCAAAAAAUGUAUAAAAAUAAUGAAUAGUUUUACUAUGCGAGUGAUAGAAGCAAGGAAAAAAAUUUUAGAAAAUAAAAAGAACGAGAAGAAAAUCUCAAAGGAAGAUCAAUACUUGAAUAUAAAACAAAGAAAACCUUUCUUGGACACUGUUCUGGAUUGCUAUUUUAAAGAUCCUUUUUUCACUUUGGAAGAUGUGAAGGAAGAAGUCGACAUAUUUAUGUUUGCUGGGCACGAUACGACAACUUACGGUUUGAUCUGGAUAUGCUAUUUGUUGGGAAAUAAUCAACAUGUUCAACAGAAACUGAUAAAAGAAGUUGAUGAGGUAUUUGGAGGUGAUAUCGAGAGAAAUAUAACUCACGAUGACAUUAAAAAAAUGAAAUACAUGGAAUGUGUUAUUAAAGAGAGCUCUAGAAUAUACACCCCAGUGCCUAUGAUUGGAAGAAAAUUAACGGAAAGCAUCGAGAUUGGUUGGUAUUUCUAUAUAUUUAAUAAAAUUAAUCACCUUUUAAAUACAGUAUAAAUAUUAACUUUUGUUUCUUUUCGCUCUGUCAGCACAAAGAAGGCUCUUUUUAUCAUCAUGGGUUUGGUCAGCUCCAUAAUAGAAGCGUCAGGUAAUGAGGGAGAGAGUGGAACAUAUCCAGGAUAGAUGGCCUAUUAAAAACUCGCGGAUUCGAUUCCGAGUCCACCUAGAGCAGUAGCGCCAUACUAUUUAAACUUAUAUCUUUUUUACUUCGUUACAAACAAAAUGUGAAAAAUAAUAAUAAAA
Molecule: messenger RNA, 915 nt
Organism: Centruroides sculpturatus (bark scorpion)
Lineage: Eukaryota; Metazoa; Arthropoda; Arachnida; Scorpiones; Buthidae
Product: cytochrome P450 4C1-like
Exons: 5
Coding region: 1-669 (222 amino acids)
Molecular function (GO): monooxygenase activity; heme binding; oxidoreductase activity, acting on paired donors, with incorporation or reduction of molecular oxygen
Source: RefSeq, a predicted model, not a curated record